Messenger RNA from Didymodactylos carnosus, 474 nucleotides. The record is from the annotation of a GenBank genome assembly. NCBI's taxonomy places the organism in Eukaryota, Metazoa, Rotifera, Eurotatoria, Philodinida, Philodinidae.
AUGCAUGAACUUUCAUCCACCUAUAAUUGGUAUCCAAUUGCCGAGAGAUUAAUAUUAGAUUCUGUGAAUUCUUCGUUGGCAAGUUUAGAUGAAUACCGCACAUCUUGUGCUAAUAGUCAUGUACAAUCAUUCACAACAUCAUAUCGAUCGUUGUUGAUGAAAUUAUUACCAACAAUAGAUGCUUUCCUACUUCACUGUAAACGGGCUGCGGUACAAUCAAAAACAACAAAAACUCGAAAUUUAAUGUGUCUACACGAUAUUUAUGUUGAUUCUUCAACAAGCGAGAGUAUUUCGGAUGAUAAUGGACCCUCGGAGGACGAUGAAGAGAUGGGCCAAGGAGAGUUCCUUUUUGAUAGCGACGACGAAAGUGUUCAUCUUUUUACCAAUGAAUUAUUGCAGCUAAAGUUCUCAGAUUUGGAUUUACAAUCAAAACCUGAACAAAAUAGCCAACUGCGUUUUCAAAAUCCAGAGUAG